Messenger RNA from Mus musculus (house mouse), 978 nucleotides. Its product is annotated as RIKEN cDNA 1700011L22 gene. NCBI's taxonomy places the organism in Eukaryota, Metazoa, Chordata, Mammalia, Rodentia, Muridae. The record is from RefSeq and is marked validated. The coding region runs from base 132 to 758 and encodes 208 amino acids. The transcript is spliced from 6 exons.
CUCUCUGUGAGCUGUCGGGCUUCAGAAGUCUAGUCAGCCCAGUCAAGAGCUUCCUGCAACUAGGAGGGAAUGAGCGCCUCGCUCUGCCCAGGGCUUGAAAAGCUGUUGCUCACAGCUGCCCGCCCAUAGCCAUGACACACUUCUUGUACUUGACUCCAGAAAUCCUGCUUCCCUUUAGCCCUCUCACUUCUACAGAGUUCGAACUGAUCAGACGCAAGGCCCAACAACUGUGGCAGGAUGAGACACGGUGGUCUGCUUCUUCCAUGACAACCUACUCAGGGAGUUACCGGGAAAAGCAACUGGACGAGGCCACCUGCAACCGGCUGGCCCAGAGAGUAGGCCAGCCGCAGUUUGAGUACAAACCAACACCAUUGCCAGGCAGCUCUGCCUACAACACUCUACCCGGCCACGCUGGUUCCCAAGAGGCUGCAGAUGGCAAAGGAAGACUCCCUGAUAUAGCAAGCCCCUCCAGGGACAGCCCACUGAACAUCAAGCACAAAGUGGCACAUCAGAUUUGGGGUUCUGAAGUCCCUUGUCCAACAUUUCUAGCUUACAGAGGUCUCCGUAUGUCCCCCUGUAUGCAGCCCAAAAAGCCAGGCUUUGAGCUCCUCAUGAGUUACAGGAACAGAGGGAAGGCCCUGCUGAAACGGCUUCAGCGACAAUGGGAUUAUGAAAGCAAGUUGGGCUCCUCGGAGGACUCAGGGACGGAUCGAUUCUCCUCCAAUACCAGUGGAAGCUCAGGGCGCAAAUUCAAGUGAUUUCAAGAAAGAAGCCACAGACCUAGAGCCCUACCUCGUGUCUGUGUUAAGCCAUUGAGACAGGAGUUCCAAGAAGGCUUUGAUGGAUUGUGCACAUAGGGAAGAUCUUGCUAGAAACUUCCCUGGGCUUCCUCCCUUAUUCUUGUGUGUGUGCGCGCGCACACACGCACGUGUGUUGAUGGGGAAGGGGUUUGUCAUAAACAUGAUUAAUGUUCCUUUA